Alosa sapidissima (American shad) is the source of this 2297-nucleotide messenger RNA. Its product is annotated as ubiquitin carboxyl-terminal hydrolase 37-like. Lineage: Eukaryota; Metazoa; Chordata; Actinopteri; Clupeiformes; Clupeidae. Gene Ontology annotation, molecular function: cysteine-type endopeptidase activity; cysteine-type deubiquitinase activity. Gene Ontology annotation, cellular component: nucleus; cytosol. The record is from RefSeq and is a predicted model, not a curated record. Gene Ontology annotation, biological process: G1/S transition of mitotic cell cycle; protein deubiquitination. The transcript is spliced from 16 exons. Bases 221 to 1738 code for a protein of 505 amino acids.
AAAGAUCCUCCUACCCUCUCUGCACACACACUAAUGCAACAGCGCCCUCUAGAGUCCCAUAAUUCGACGGUCACAGAACUCUUGUCCAAGUAUGACGGGUCAACUCAAUAAUAAUCCAUUGUGACAUCACACUUUGUGUUUAGAUUGAGUGGUUAAACGUGGGUAAAAUUACAUAUUAAUGUGAGAGAUAGAGUUUCCUUUUUUGUCAUUUUCGUUAAAAAUGGGAUGUUGCUGCAGUAAACAGGACAAUGAUGAGGACGACAUCAGUCCUGCACUUCUUCACCGCAAAGCUGUGGUAUCCCCUUCCAUUUCCUCCACCUCUAGCCUUCCCCUUUCCAAAACCCUGACCCGCAGCAGCUCCUGCCCUGUCCUCUCCUUCUCCACCCUUUCAUCCCGCAGUGCUCCCUCUCUUUCUCACUCCUCUCCGAACUUAGCCUCCUCCCGCUGCAACCCUCUCCUGCCCCACCCCUCACCCACACAAUACCCCACUGCUGAAUCUCCCCAGCGUCCAGUUGCUGACACCCAUCCAUCAUCCGGCCUCCGCACAAACCUCCAGUUACUAGGGUUUCCGAACAAUGGGAACACCUGUUAUUUAAACGCCACCAUGCAGGGUCUCCUAGGCCUGGUCUUCUUCAACAGUGACAUCAUGGAGCAAAUACAAUGCUGGAGAGGACACUCGUUUGCCCCUCUUCUGAGGAACAUGGCAAACCUACAACAGUCAAGACAAAAUCCUAGGAGAGCCGAGAGAAAGGGGCAGAUCCUGAAGAAAAUACAGAGGUGUAUUUCAAAGAUCUGCCCCCAUUUCCAUGGGGACCACCAGCAGGACGCCCACGAAUUCCUGGUGUUCUGCCUCAUUAAAAUAAAAGAGGAGGGCGAAGCUCUCAGCAAGCUGGGGCUGUUGCCCAGGUGUCCUGUGGCCAACCUGGAGUUCCAGCUCCUAUCGGUGCGCACAUGCAACAGCUGUAGACUCAGUGUAGAGAGGAGGGAGGAUUACAACCAUCUCUCCAUCCCGUCCUCCCACCAAGGCACAGUGACCGACAGCCUGGCCCAGUUUUUCAAGACAACAGAGCUGGAGUGGGCCUGUAGCUCCUGUCCAGGGCGGGCAGCCUCAGAGGAGCUCCAGUUCGUCACUCUGCCACGGGUUCUAGUCCUUCACCUUAAGAGAUUCGGUGGCGUAUCUCUGCAGAAAAGUGAGUGCAGCAUUGGGAUCGCCCCAGAGCUGAGUCUCCCCUCCCAUCAACAGAGAGGCGGGUUUGUGGAGCAGCUUAUGCCAAGUUUGGAGAUGCCAUAUUACACUCCUUCCACAUCUCCGGCCAGCAGCCACAGCAGCAGUUCUUCUCUAGUCUUGAGGGACAGUGGAGAGGGUGCAGGAGAGCCAGAUAGCAUGGCGUCUCAUCUGGUGAGGAAUGGCAGUUACUGUACACCAGAAAAUAGUAAAAGGAGAAACAAAUGCAAUGCUCAACACAGAAUUGUCAUAGCUGUAAUAACAUGGAAUCGAUGCAUUUAUUUGACUUUUUUUUUACACAGAUCAAAACAGAGUGCAAUACCACAACAUACCACUUGGAGAGUGUUGUGUCCCACCUGGGUGACAGUAUGGAGAGUGGUCACUACAUCUGUGAUGUUGCGGAGGGGGAUGGCAGUACUUGGCUGUGCUUUAAUGACAACAUUGUGUCACGGAAGACCAAAGAGGACGUAUUGCAGGAAAGGGCGAGCACAGCCUACUUGCUCUUCUAUGUGAAGAGUGAAGAAGGAGAGUGAGAGAAAGGAGUUGGCUAGAUGUCAUCUAGACACGGGAAGAGAUUUGGCAUUUUUCUUUACACCAGGCUGUUUGACUAUAUAGUCUUCUGAGCCCCACCUUGUGUCAUGAUGUCAUGAGAGAAAUUGGCUGCCGGGCAGAGACACCCUUCUGCUGGUGACUACACCCUGUUCUACUGAGAGAACUCUUCCUUGGCGUGGUCGUCAGAGUCAAAAAAGCAGAAAAGUGCAAUGUGAACAUCAGCUCAGAAACAGAGAGACGGUUGCCGUCAAGAGGUCGGAUGGCUCAUAUCUUCAAGUUCACACAAAGUUCUCCACCAAUGUGAUCCAUGAUCGAUGCUGGAAUGGAAAAUAGCCUGGCUCACAUCUUCAUCAAGUUAACACUUGUAAUGUUUUAUAAUAAGCACCAUCAAACAUUAAAUAAAUGUUCAUUAAACUAAAAAUGCAGUGCCUCUCAAAUGUGUAAUAUGUGAAGUGCUCUGAAUAGUGCGUUGAAUGUAAUUGAUUCAUGGAUAGUAGGGCUGCUGUACUGUGACUACUAC